CGCCCCCUUACUAUUCCGUGUACCCGCGUUUGAAAGCGAUCCCCGCCGCCCACAACUUAUUUAAACGCACCCCACUCUCUCCCUCCCCACUCUCAUCCCCAACAUGAACUCAUUCCCAAACACCAAUCUCACUCACAAUCACUCCACUUCCGAUGAAACCGCUUACAUGACCGUCUCCUCCGCUCCUCCCAAACGCCGCGCCGGACGCACCAAAUUCCGCGAGACUCGCCAUCCAAUUUUCAAAGGCGUCCGGCAGCGCAAUUCUGACCGUUGGGUUUGUGAGGUGCGCGAACCCAAUAAGAAAACCCGCAUAUGGCUCGGCACAAUCCCCCCCCACGAGAUGCGUGCCGGGGCGGCCAUCGCCCUCCGCGGCCGCUCCGCUUGCCUGAACUUCGCCGACUCGCCCGCUCGGCUACCUAUACCGGAGUCGUCGAGUCCGAGGGAUAUACAGCGGGCUGCCGUGGCGGCGGCGGAGGCGUUCCGGCCGGGGAGAAUGGAAGCCGAGUCUUCUUCUUCGGCGGCGGCGGAGAUGAGGGUGGAUGAUCCGUUUUGUAUGGAGCUUGGAAUGGUGGAUUAUUAUUUGGAUAUGGCGGAGGGGAUGUUAAUUGAUCCGCCGCCGAUGCCGUCGGAGGAGGAGGGGGAUGGAAGCAAUUGUGAUGUGUCGCUGUGGAGUCAUUCUUUUUGAGUGUGGCAGGACGAGAAAUAACGGCGCGUUUUUUUUGUUGGGGGGAAUAACGGCGCGCCGGCUUGUUGCAUAUUGAAAUUGUUCUUUUUUUUUUUUUUUUUUUUUGUGGUUAUUGUAAUAGUAAUCAGGUGGGAGUGGGAAGGUUGCAAGGGAGAAAGUAUUAGGUGCGGUCAUUUAUGUUCGGAUGAUCAUCUGAAUGGAUCGUCGUGUGAUAUAGGACGACUUAAUUGUGUUUGGAUCGUCGUCUGGAUGUGAGGUUAGACGGACGUAAUAAUUUUAUCACGGAAUGAAAUGAUAGUUGGAAUUUAAGAGUUUUCACAUCUCUAAAUUUUA
Phalaenopsis equestris is the source of this 1018-nucleotide messenger RNA. RefSeq names its product dehydration-responsive element-binding protein 1G-like. Gene Ontology annotation, biological process: regulation of DNA-templated transcription. NCBI's taxonomy places the organism in Eukaryota, Viridiplantae, Streptophyta, Magnoliopsida, Asparagales, Orchidaceae. The transcript has a single exon. The coding region runs from base 104 to 685 and encodes 193 amino acids. The record is from RefSeq and is a predicted model, not a curated record. Gene Ontology annotation, molecular function: DNA-binding transcription factor activity; DNA binding.